Messenger RNA from Pygocentrus nattereri (red-bellied piranha), 2345 nucleotides. It is a transcript of the gene hrh2b, whose product is annotated as histamine receptor H2b. NCBI's taxonomy places the organism in Eukaryota, Metazoa, Chordata, Actinopteri, Characiformes, Serrasalmidae. The transcript has 3 exons. Bases 449 to 1531 code for a protein of 360 amino acids. Gene Ontology annotation, biological process: adenylate cyclase-activating adrenergic receptor signaling pathway. Gene Ontology annotation, cellular component: membrane. The record is from RefSeq and is a predicted model, not a curated record. Gene Ontology annotation, molecular function: G protein-coupled receptor activity.
GUGUGUUAAAGAGAGUUACAGCUGGAAGUGUAAAGACAGAGGGAGCUGUAAGAAUGGACGUAGACACAGAGAGACAGACAGAGGAUCUGAUCUGAGCCCCUGGAGGUUUGAGCGCUCGCUCACUUUGAGCUUUGGAAGAGGACUGGGACUGUGUGGAAAAGCCACACCUGCACAAAAAUGGGACCGAGGACAUAAUGCAGAUUGCAACCAUGUGUAUGGUGUCAUUGCCCUCCAGACAUAUGGACAACUCCCAAUAUCACGGCACACUCUGCUGGACAUAACCUGGUGCUCUGGAUACUUUCUAUGUAUGGAUGUGGUUUGGAAUCCUGAUAAAGAAGUAAACACAAAUGAAUGAACUGAUCUUGGUCUUAGUUGACCAAUAACGCUACACCGAAGUCAACAUAGAGAUAAGAUUGAUAAGGGUUAACAAUCUGCUGUGAGAGGAACCAUGAUGUCCACAGCUUUCCGUUGGGUGGUGCUAGUAGUCUUCAUCGUGCUGACCAUUGGUGGAAACGUGCUGGUGAUUCUGGCGGUGGGAACUAGCCGACGACUGCGCCGAAUCAGCAACUGCUUUGUGGUGUUGCUGGCCAUAACAGACCUCCUUCUGGGCCUGCUAGUGCUGCCCCUCAGUGCCACUCUGGAGCUGGGCAGUGGACGCUGGACACUAGGGGGCACCUUUUGCAACAUCUACCUCUCUGUGGAUGUGCUUCUCUGCACCACCUCCAUUUUCUCCAUACUGGCCAUCAGCAUAGACCGCUACUUGGCCAUCUCAGGACCACUCAGUUACUCCAAAAGAGUGACCCCACUGAGGGUAGCAGCCGCAAUCGGAGCCAUCUGGGCCGUCUCAAUGACGGUGGCCUUUGUGUCCAUCCACCUGGGCUGGAACACGGUGGAUUUCAGCGUGCAGAAUGCAGACUGGGAGAUGGGGGACGAGGGCGAGGAGGGCAGGACCUGCCGCUAUGAGUGGAACAACAACUACGUUCUGCUGGACGCCUUUGGAACCUUCUUCCUUCCUCUUCUGGUCAUGUGUGGGCUGUAUCAUCGGAUCUUCCUUGUGGCACGUGCGCAGGCACGUCGCAUCCGUGCUGCUACACCCUCCUUUCUCCGUUCUGCAUCCCUGGUGGCCACAGCACGGGAGCACAAAGCAACGGUGACCCUGGCAGCUGUGCUGGGGGCCUUCAUCAUCUGCUGGCUUCCAUACUUCAUCUACUUCAUCUGCAUGGGCCUGAGGCGCGAGAUGGACCCACCACACCUCACGCACUCAGUGGUGCUCUGGCUGGGCUACUUCAACUCCGCCCUGAACCCCAUCCUCUACCCGGCCCUCAACAGGGACUUCCGCCAGGCCUAUGGUCAGCUGCUCCGGUGCUCGACCGCACAGAAGUGGACCCCCAUCCCCAUAAGGACCUUGCAGCAGGAGAGAAGUGUUUCUAAUGGGCUUCAGAGUGAACCUCACUGGAACAAGCAAUGUGGGGAGACACGUCUCAACCUGAGAGAGGCUAACGAUGAUGCCAGCCUUGAACACGGCAGUUAACACUUGUGAGUUGUGCAGAACUCGAGCUUUGUAGCUCUCAUUAUAAGGACUUCUGACCUCUGCUGACCUCCGAGAUGAGGCUAAAGGGAGCCACCCGACAACACCUCUUUGAAUGGGAAGAGGCAAAUGUUUCACAGUUACAUCAUAAAUUUUCCCGUGUUUUUCAACCCAAUCGCUGUCUGUUGCAUCAGCAACAUAUGGUUCAUUAGCACAGACAGUAAUUUCCCUGCAACCAAAAAGGGAAGCGGAUACUCGCAGACUUGAAAGACACUCGUAAUAGAAGGCAGUUGCUGAGCUUCAUGAAGAAGCAUUUACAUUGCAUCACUACCUAACAUGUAUUUGAAACCCCAACAGUGCAGGUACCAGAAUAACAGGCUGAGAUGUUUUAGCAAUGUUAAUCUGUACUUUACUGGUCCUGCGAGGGAAAUUUGUCACUUUGCUGGCUAACUAUGUCCAGUGUGGGAGCAAGAUAGAGUCACCCACAGAACACCACCACCUGGAACGGUGCCUUGCCCAAGGACAUAGCCAGAGGUUCCCGUCAGUCCUGGGGUUUGAAUCCGUGACCUUCCACUUGCUGGAGCACAUAUUUAAUUGCGUGUAGAGGUGCUUUCUGAAUAUGUUACAUUGUAAAAAUGUAAAAUAUGAUAUUAUUAAUCACCAGAGAGAAGAACUUGUUAUUUAAAAGAAUACACUGCACAGCAAUGCAUACAUAAAAGACCUUGGGAUAUAUGUGUAUGCCGCUGUGGUCAGAAGAAAACCUUGCAUCUCCAUUUUUGUCAUUUUUCAGUUUUUUGCAUAAUUUGAAAAUGUCUCU